Messenger RNA from Nestor notabilis (Kea), 1266 nucleotides. RefSeq names its product isocitrate dehydrogenase 3 (NAD+) alpha (gene IDH3A). NCBI's taxonomy places the organism in Eukaryota, Metazoa, Chordata, Aves, Psittaciformes, Psittacidae. The record is from RefSeq and is a predicted model, not a curated record. Gene Ontology annotation, biological process: isocitrate metabolic process; tricarboxylic acid cycle. Gene Ontology annotation, molecular function: isocitrate dehydrogenase (NAD+) activity; NAD binding; magnesium ion binding. Gene Ontology annotation, cellular component: mitochondrion. The annotation marks the transcript as partial. The transcript is spliced from 10 exons.
UAAAAUAGCAUCUUCUUGUUUUAUAUUCUUGCAGGUUUCUCGAUUGCUAGGUGCUUUCAAAAACCAAAAACAGGUGACCAGAAGUUUUAGUAGUGCUGUACAAACAGUAACUUUAAUCCCAGGAGAUGGCAUAGGACCUGAGAUUUCUGCUGCUGUCGUGAAGAUCUUUGAUGCUGCCAAAACUCCUAUUCAGUGGGAAGAAAGGAAUGUUACAGCUAUCCAAGGACCAGGAGGGAAGUGGAUGAUUCCUCCAGAUGCCAAAGAAUCCAUGGAUAAAAACAAAAUGGGAUUAAAAGGGCCUUUAAAGACCCCGAUUGCUGCAGGACACCCAUCAAUGAACCUGCUCCUGCGUAAAACCUUUGACCUUUAUGCAAACGUCCGUCCCUGUGUCUCAAUUGAAGGGUACAAAACCCCAUAUACAGAUGUGAACAUUGUCACGAUUCGAGAGAACACAGAAGGCGAAUACAGUGGAAUUGAGCACGUGAUUGUUGAUGGUGUUGUGCAAAGUAUCAAGCUGAUCACAGAAGAGGCCAGCAAGCGUAUUGCAGAAUUUGCUUUUGAGUAUGCCAGAAACAACCAGAGAAGCCAUGUUACUGCUGUGCACAAGGCAAAUAUUAUGAGAAUGUCUGAUGGGCUUUUCUUGAGAAAAUGCAGGGAGGCAGCAGAAAACUGUAAAGAUAUUAAAUUUAAUGAAAUGUACCUGGAUACUGUGUGUCUGAACAUGGUUCAAGAUCCAUCACAGUUUGAUGUGCUUGUUAUGCCAAACUUGUACGGUGACAUCCUCAGUGACUUGUGUGCUGGACUGAUUGGGGGUCUUGGAGUAACACCAAGUGGUAAUAUUGGUGCUAAUGGAGUUGCCAUUUUUGAAUCGGUUCAUGGAACGGCACCAGACAUUGCAGGAAAAGACAUGGCAAAUCCAACUGCCCUUCUGCUGAGUGCUGUGAUGAUGUUGCGUCACAUGGGACUACACAAGCAUGCAGCAAAAAUUGAGACAGCUUGCUUUGAUACAAUUAGAGAUGGAAAGGUCUUGACAAAAGACUUGGGAGGUAAUGCCAAGUGUUCGGAAUUCACAGAGGAGAUCUGCCGCAGAGUAAAGGACAAAGACUAAAUUUUUCUCAUACUACCUGUAAUAACUCCGAAAGGACACAGCACACAAAGUACAUUAUAUAUGAUAUCCAUAUGCGUAUAGUUUGCUUGUCUCUUGAGAGCAAACUUUUUAGCUAGGGCCUCUCCAUUAAUAAAGUCAGUCCAAAUGGCUACGAAUGA